GAAUGGGAAGCCGUCCAAUUUCACUUUCCCAGUUUCCCACCUUCUCAAAACCCAUGAAAACGGAAUCCACCGAAGGAAAAAGUAUUCAAAAGUGCGCGAAUCUAACGGUGAGGGAAUAAUCAAAAGCUGAUCAGUCAACAACUUGAUUGAGAGAGAGAGAUUAAUAAUAAUUCACAAAUGGUUUUUGUUUUCCGGAUUUCAAUUCGAAAUUUCUCAUCUCUCUGAAAUCGGAAUGCUGACUCUCAGCUCCCCAAUCUCACCCCACAAUGCCCUCCAAAACCCUAGACCCGCCAUACGACGUCGUUUUACCGCCCUCAACUGCAAGGGCAUUCAGCUUUCCGUCCCCAGCCACUGCUACACUGCCGGCGGCGACUGCACCUCCGGUGGCGUGGCCCUCAAGAGCGUCGAUGUCGCAACUCUCGGAAAUCUUUGUGUUGAUUUGGUUCUCAAUGUUCCGGAAUUGCCUCCUGCGUCGUUUCUCGAUAGAAAGGCUUACAUGGAGCGGUUGGCGGCGUCUCCUCCCGAUAAGAAAUACUGGGAAGCUGGUGGUAACUGCAAUAUGGCUAUUGCUGCAAAAAGACUGGGACUUUGUUGUGUAACAAUUGGUCAUGUGGGUAAUGAAAUCUAUGGAGACUUCCUUCUUGAUGUGCUUCAUGAUGAGGGAAUUGAUACGGUUGGGAUGAAUGAAGAUACCGAUGUUGUUGAUAGUGCUAGUGCCUCGUAUGAAACUCUUCUAUGUUGGGUUUUAGUUGACCCUUUGCAAAGACAUGGUUUUUGCAGUCGAGCUGAUUUCAGUAAGGAGCCUGCAUUCAGCUGGAUGAGCAAACUAUCCAGAGAAGUAAAGAUGGCCAUAAGAAAGUCAAAGAUCCUGUUCUGUAAUGGUUAUGGUUUUGAUGAACUGUCCCCUAGUUUGAUUAUAUCCGCUUUGGACUAUGCUGUUGAAGUUGGAACUUCAGUUUUCUUUGAUCCUGGACCACGUGGGAAGAGUCUUUCUGUUGGAACACCUGAACAACAAAGAGCACUAGGCCAAUUCUUGACGAUGAGCGAUGUUCUUCUCUUGACAUCUGAUGAGGCUGAGUCAUUGACUGGCAUAGGAAACCCAAUUCUAGCAGGGCAAGAAUUGCUCAGAAAGGGGAUGCGAACGAAAUGGGUGAUUGUUAAAAUGGGUUCAAAGGGUUCAAUUCUAAUUUCUUUGUCAAGUAUAUCUUGUGCGCCUGCAUUCAAGGUGAAUGUCAUUGACACUGUUGGAUGCGGGGAUAGUUUUGUAGCUGCCAUUGCAUUUGGUUUUAUCCACAACCUUCCUACAGUUAACACAUUAGCAAUUGCAAAUGCAGUGGGAGCUGCAACUGCCAUGGGUUGUGGUGCUGGUAGGAAUGUUGCAAACUUGGAGCAAGUAAUAGAACUCAUGAGAGCCUCAAAUCUCAAUGAGGAUGCUACAUUCUGGAAUGAACUACUUGAUGAUAAUUUAGAUGCUCAACAAAUCACGUUCCUCUCAAAAACUGCCAUAAAUGGAAGCAACAAUCAACUGCACCGCGUUGCCUUGCAGAAGGUGGUCUCUGAGUCACUAUGCAAGCUCAAAUCUGCUCGGAUAAAGGGUAUAGUUCCAUCAUGAUGUGAAAGGAUGAACAGUAGGUUUUCACUGGAAAUUUGUUUUGGUAGGAAGAGUAGGUCUACUUUGAUGAAUUUGAGGAACCAGCAUGGGAUCAUGUAGGAUGGAGUAAAAGAUGAGAUGCUUGUGGAGUAGGGAGUUUUGCUUGAAGCAGAAAGCUGGGAUUGCUUACUUUAAUACUAUGAUUGAACGGCGUUCAACAGGAUUGCCCUGGGGCUGUCGGGUUCUGCAUUCGAAUUCGUAAGCUGCAUUUUUAUGUGCCUGUUUUAUACUCCAUAUAUUAGACCUUUCUAAUCCAUGUUUGUCAAGCCUUGUUUUUGUGUAGGCUAGGUAAAUGUCAAGGAGUUAGGUGUUUUUUAAUCAACACUGAGACAAGCAGACAACUUAAAGCAGGCAUGACAUAAAAGGUGUUGAAUUUGUUGCACCGUUUAUGUAUCUCCCUCUUAACUUGGUACUCAUAAUUCCAAUGUCUUCCCCUCAACUGUAACGUGACUAUAAAAAAUAGAAUUUAUUUUAUGACA
Vitis vinifera (wine grape) is the source of this 2130-nucleotide messenger RNA. RefSeq names its product fructokinase-1. The record is from RefSeq and is a predicted model, not a curated record. The transcript has 5 exons. Bases 233 to 1612 code for a protein of 459 amino acids. Lineage: Eukaryota; Viridiplantae; Streptophyta; Magnoliopsida; Vitales; Vitaceae.